CGCCACAACCUCCCCCCAUGCCUGGGAUGCCGGACACGGCGAGGAUUCCGCCGUGGCUCAAGGCCAAGAAGAAAUACGACAAGAGGCGGGCGACCCGGCCUGUCAGGUGGCAGAUGAUCGCCCCCAGCGCCAUGGAGAGGAGGAGUGUGUGGAGCAGAGCCGACGAGGCACGAUUCGACAGCCCCCAGUUCCAGGCACAGCUCCUGCGGGCAUUCGCGGCUAAGCAGCCCAGGGCCGGAGGGUCAACCGGAGCGACGUCUCUGCCAACUCCCACGUCCCCCGCUGAGGCCUCCUCGGUCUUCAGUAAAGACGUCUUGCAGAAUUUUGACAUCUUGACAAAGUCGGCGAAGGUGUCGUACGAUGAGAUCGCGAGGGCCACCCUGACGGGAGACAUGGCCUCUCUCUCCCACAUCAAAAGCAUCAAGGGCCUGCUCGCAUCGCUGCAGAAGAUAAACGAGGAGGAGGAGCUGGCGCUGAGAGAGAGGCAAGGCCAGGGGGCCCCCCUGCAGCCCCCCGAGUUGUUCUACUUGCAGCUCGUGGACGAGGGCCACCUGUCGGAGCGCCUGCGCUGCCUGCUCUUCCACUUCACCCGCGCCGAGGUGCUCGACCAGGCUCGGAAAGAGCAGGAGGUCGUGCUCGCGGCCCUGAGCGCGGUCGUCUCCAGCCAAGGCCUGACCCAGCUGACCCAGCUGCUCCUCUUCAUCCUCAACUUCCUGAACGAGGGCCCCACCUCGUCGCCUGCCUAUGGAUUCAACCUCUGCGACAUCGACAAGAUCAACUCCGUGAGGAUGACGGAUCCCGCUGAGGGCGGCACCCUCCUGGACCUGGUGGUCAGAGAAUGCCAGAAAUCCCACCCCGACAUCCUCAACGUCAUCACGGAGCUCGAGCCUGUUGACAAAGCCACAGGAGCCGACGAGAAGAAUCGGAAAUCGGCGAUCCAGUCUUUCCGGGCGGAAAUCACGAAACUGGAAUGCGACCUUGACUCGUUGCCGGACGCCGAGCCCCACCGGGCGUUCUCCAAAACGAUGCUCCCGCUGCUUCAGGAGUGGACGCAGAAGGUGGAGCUGCUGGAGAGGGGCGAGGGCGAGAUCGGGGCCGAGUGGGAGAGGCUGAGGGUGAAGUUCAGCCUGAAGGGAGAGACGCCCAAGCCGCUCCUCUCCAGCCUCGCCACGUUCCGCGGGGACUUCAAGAAAGUCAUGGACAAAAACAAGCGUCCGGGCUCGCGGAAGAAGAAAAAUGAAUCGGCGUGUUGAGAGCCGCGGCGUUUCCCUACGUGGAGACCGCGCCGGGUGGGGGGGGGGGGGUCAUGGUCGCGGUGGAGAGGUCAAGAGG
Messenger RNA from Lethenteron reissneri (Far Eastern brook lamprey), 1332 nucleotides. Its product is annotated as protein diaphanous homolog 3-like. The record is from RefSeq and is a predicted model, not a curated record. Gene Ontology annotation, cellular component: actin filament. Lineage: Eukaryota; Metazoa; Chordata; Hyperoartia; Petromyzontiformes; Petromyzontidae. Gene Ontology annotation, biological process: actin filament polymerization.